Drosophila novamexicana is the source of this 2879-nucleotide messenger RNA. It is a transcript of the gene Lim3, whose product is annotated as LIM/homeobox protein Lhx3. Gene Ontology annotation, biological process: regulation of transcription by RNA polymerase II; neuron differentiation. Bases 471 to 2111 code for a protein of 546 amino acids. Gene Ontology annotation, molecular function: RNA polymerase II transcription regulatory region sequence-specific DNA binding; DNA-binding transcription factor activity, RNA polymerase II-specific. The record is from RefSeq and is a predicted model, not a curated record. The transcript is spliced from 7 exons. NCBI's taxonomy places the organism in Eukaryota, Metazoa, Arthropoda, Insecta, Diptera, Drosophilidae. Gene Ontology annotation, cellular component: nucleus.
UGAAACAGUCAACUUACCAACCACCCAAUAACCAGCCAAGCAACCAGCCAACCAACUAACCGGCGAUCCAAUCUUGCUCUAUCUAUAGGCAGUGCCGUCUGCCUUACAAGUUGAAAAAAAUAGAAAUCUGCGCCGCGUGACUAAACAUUUGCGUCUUUUUGGCAGGCCGGGGCACAAAAGGUUGGAUCGCUAGCCGAUAUGUGUGUGUGUGACUAAAGAAAAUAUAUGUUUUAUAGUUAAUAUAGUUAGUAUUGUGAAAUAUAUUUCUCAAAUGCAGGCAAGCUGAUCCAACUGAUCUGCCGUUUAUAUUGUGCGCCAAUUUGACGGGAAAGUGCCUGCUAGCAAGUGUCAUAUUAACUGCAAUUAAUGCGCAUACGACACGUGUGACGAUCCGCCCAAUCAACGUACAUACGAAAAAGAAGAUUAUAAAUUCCGACAAUUAUUAGCUGCGGUUGUUGUUGUGAGCGUGCAUGCAACUGGCCUUAGAGAUGAUGCAAACUCUGAAACCGCCACCGCCACUGCAUCAACAUCAGCAUCCACAUCAUCAUCAGCACCAGCACCAGCACCAGGCUCAGCCUCAGUCACAGCAACUGCAGCAGCAUCUGUCAGUCAUGGAUAAUCACCACCAUCAGCAGCAGCACAUUCAUCAGCAGCAGCAGCAGCAACAAUUGCCAGCCACGCCGCAGGCAUCGCACCUGCUCGCUGGUCAGCACAAUCAUCAUCAGCAUGCUGCACUCGGAGUCGGUGCUGGAGUCGGUGUCGGUGUCGGUGUCGGCGCGUUGCCUGUCGACCAUGAUGACCCAAAUCCAGAGUUUGUGCUUGCUUUAAUUUCAAGGAAUCGAGCGCUUGAGGCGACGAUACCAAAGUGUGGCGGCUGCCACGAGCUGAUCCUGGAUCGCUUCAUCUUGAAGGUGCUCGAAAGGACUUGGCACGCCAAGUGUUUGCAGUGCAGCGAGUGCCACGCCCAGCUGAACGACAAGUGUUUCGCCCGGAACGGUCAGCUGUUCUGCAAGGAGGACUUCUUCAAACGUUAUGGUACGAAGUGUUCCGCUUGUGAUAUGGGCAUACCGCCAACUCAGGUGGUCCGUCGCGCCCAGGACAAUGUCUAUCAUCUGCAGUGCUUCCUGUGCGCCAUGUGCUCGCGCACCCUCAACACGGGCGAUGAGUUCUAUCUGAUGGAGGAUCGCAAGCUCAUCUGCAAGCGCGACUACGAGGAGGCCAAGGCGAAGGGUCUCUACUUGGAUGGCUCGCUGGACGGGGAUCAGCCCAACAAACGGCCCCGCACCACAAUUACGGCCAAGCAGCUGGAGACACUGAAAACCGCAUACAAUAACAGCCCGAAACCCGCCCGACAUGUACGCGAACAGCUGUCGCAGGACACGGGCCUGGACAUGCGGGUGGUGCAAGUCUGGUUCCAGAACAGACGCGCCAAGGAGAAGCGACUGAAAAAGGAUGCAGGACGCACGCGCUGGAGCCAGUACUUCCGCUCCAUGAAGGGCAACUGCUCGCCCCGCACUGACAAAUUCCUCGACAAGGAUGAGCUGAAGGUGGACUACGACAGUUUCAGUCAUCACGAUCUUAGCAACGACAGCUACAGCACCGUCAAUUUGGGCCUGGACGAGGGCGCCUCGCCGCACAGCAUACGCGGCUCCUACAUGCACGGCAGCUCCAGUCCGUCGCAGUAUCCGCCGAGCAGUCGCUCACCGCCUGCGCCCGGCCAGAGCCAUACGUUCGGCUCGUAUCCGGACAACAUUGUGUACACUAAUAUAGAUCAUGCUGUUGGCUCCAAUUUGCUGCCCAGCAAAUCGCAUCAUCGCCUGCACAGUAGCAACAAUGUUUCGGAUCUGAGCAACGAUUCUAGUCCCGAUCAGGGCUACCCUGACUUUCCGCCUAGUCCCGACUCUUGGCUCGGCGACUCCGGCAGCACAAACAAUACCAGCAACAACAACAACAACAACAACAGCAGCGCGAAUAGCAACAACAACAACAACCACAGCAGCAGCGGAGGCGGCAGUGGGGCGGCAUCCAAUGCAAAUGCUACCACAAAUCCAAAUCCAAAUCCCAUUCCCAAUCCAAAUCCGAAUCCAGCAACUCCCGGCGUACAUUACUGAUACUCAAAAAUACUUUUGCGUUAUUUUGAGAUGCAGUCGCGCAAUUUGCUGCUCGCAGCUGCCCAACAACAACAACAACAACAACAACAACAACAGCAGCAGAAGCAGCGACAGCACUAGCGACGCCAUUUUGAAAGCUUUCGAGCGUCUUAACAGCGCUCAGCCAGCGAACUAACAGAAAAGCUUAACAGUUAACAGCGCCGAGCUUUCGUUGACUGCAUUUCGGUAAAUGCACCAAUUUUAUUACGUUUACUAAUGUAACACAAUUUGCUCAAGUUUCAGUAACUUUUUUUUUCAUUUUGUUUAUACUCGAUAGAAUGAUUAGAAUACGAGUAACUUGACAUGUACAUAACGAGUACACACAUACAUGCACACACACACACUCGCACACAUUGAAGGAUAUGUAUGUGGACAUGCUUUAAAACAAACUGGCUUAAAUAAUAAUGUUUAAUGAUUUUUCACUACGAUUUAUCACUUCCUGAACCACAUUUGUUUGUACUUUGAACUUUGAUAUUUUAGUGUAAUGUAAAUAUUGUAUAUUUGUGUAUAGUAAAAAAAAGAAAGAACUACAUUUUAAGUUAAAUUAAGUCCGUAUAGGGGGGGGGGCAGGACAGAGCACAACAUUUAUUAUGCUGAAAAAGUGCCCCCAAAGAAGUUAUUUAUUGCUUUAUAUAGGAAUACAUGAAUUGCAUAGGAGAAAUAUCAAUUACGAAAAAGUGAUGUCGUAUAUACAUACAUAUAUCUAAAGUAAUACCAAACAAAUAUAUA